CCGCCAAAGAUGCCCAUCACAUUUACAUUGUUGCGUCCCUCCACAAAUCAACCCUAACAAUUUCUUCCUUCAAUUCCCGCCAAAGACACCCAGCACCACUUUCAGCUGCUUCCGUCCAAUCUCAGGUGAACGGAAAAUGGCUUCCGACUCAUCUCCGGUCAACACUCCUGGCGGUGCUAAUCCAUCUACACCAGAUGUCUCAAUUUCAAGUCCAAUUGGGAACACUUUCUCUUCUCCCGGCGAUACUGAUCGCCGGAAGCGUGGACGCCGGUCGGACACGUCAACACCAGUAGCUCCGGAAAAUCGGCAAUUCACAACUCCCGAUGUUACACCGACACCUCGCCGAGGAGGACGAAGAGCAUCCUCCACCACUCCUGGUGCUGCGACUCCGUCUUAUGCCUCUGAUGCGCCGCCUUCUUCCGAAGGCGGAGAAGGUGAUGAUGCUGAUGAGGCCCCACCAAUGUAUGUGUGGGGCACAAACAUCAGUGUGCAAGAUGUAAACGCUGCGAUUCUUAGGUUUUUGAGGAAUUUCCGGGAGGAUUCUUCUCAAACUGAGGGGAAAUACAUGAGGGCAAUUCAUCAUGUGAUUGAAAUGGAAGGCGACUCACUCGAUGUGGAUGCGCAUGAUGUGUUUGACUAUGACGGCGAUUUGUAUACCAAAAUGGUCAGGUUCCCUCUUGAGGUUCUUGCAAUUUUUGACAUUGUGUUAAUGGACAUGGUUAGUAGAAUCAACCCACUCUUCGAGAAGCACAUACAAGCUAGAAUUUUCAAUCUCAAGACAUCGACUUCAAUGAGAAAUCUCAAUCCAUCUGAUAUUGAGAAGAUGGUGUCACUCAAAGGGAUGAUUAUCCGGUGUAGCGCAAUUAUUCCAGAGAUCAGGGAAGCAAUAUUUAGAUGUCUUGUUUGUGGAUAUUACUCAGACCCAAUUGUUGUCGAUAGAGGUAGGAUUAAUGAGCCGACAAUAUGUGGCAAGCAAGAAUGUCUUGCCCGGAACUCAAUGACUCUGGUUCACAAUAGAUGCAGGUUUGCUGAUAAACAAAUCGUGAGAGUUCAAGAAACUCCAGAUGAGAUCCCUGAGGGAGGAACACCUCACACAGUUAGCUUGUUGAUGCAUGACAAACUAGUGGAUGUUGGGAAGCCAGGUGACCGAGUUGAAGUCACUGGAAUUUAUCGGGCUAUGACUGUCAGAAUCGGGCCAGCACACAGGACUGUAAAAUCAUUGUUCAAGACUUACAUUGAUUGUCUUCAUCUUAAGAAGACUGACAAGUCAAGAAUGCACGCAGAGGAUCCAAUGGAAGUUGAAAAUGGUGUUGUUGGAAGUGAUGAGCAUCUUGACAAUGAAGAAAAGGUGGAGAAAUUGAAAGAACUAUCUAAACAGCCUGAUAUCUACGAAAGGCUGACCAGGUCCUUGGCGCCAAACAUAUGGGAGUUGGAUGAUGUAAAGAAAGGCCUUCUUUGCCAGCUCUUUGGCGGAAAUGCAUUGAGCUUGUCGUCUGGGGCAAGCUUCCGUGGUGAUAUCAACAUUCUUCUUGUUGGUGAUCCAGGGACCAGCAAAUCACAGUUGCUCCAAUAUAUUCACAAACUAUCUCCUCGUGGUAUAUACACAAGUGGACGAGGAAGUUCAGCUGUGGGGUUGACUGCCUAUGUAGCCAAAGAUCCUGAGACUGGUGAAACUGUCCUCGAGAGUGGGGCUCUGGUCCUGAGUGACAGAGGGAUCUGCUGUAUCGAUGAGUUUGACAAAAUGUCUGACAGUGCCAGGAGCAUGUUACAUGAAGUGAUGGAGCAACAAACUGUUUCAAUUGCAAAGGCUGGAAUUAUCGCUUCGCUUAAUGCUAGGACUUCAGUAUUGGCCUGUGCAAAUCCAAUUGGCUCCCGUUACAAUCCCCGUUUAUCUGUCAUUGAUAAUAUACACCUUCCGCCUACCCUGCUGUCAAGAUUUGAUUUGAUAUAUUUAAUUCUAGACAAAGCGGAUGAGCAGACUGACAGGCGCCUCGCAAAGCACAUAGUUGCUUUACACUUUGAGGAUCCUGAGAACUCUGAGCAAGAAGUGAUUGACCUUCCAACAUUAGCUGCAUACUUGAGCUAUGCUCGCAAAAAUAUACAUCCAGAAUUAUCUGAUGAAGCAGCUGAAGAAUUGACUAGAGGUUAUGUGGAGAUGAGAAUAAGAGGGAAUUUCCCUGGCAGCAGUAAAAAGGUUAUUACAGCCACACCAAGGCAGCUAGAGAGUUUAAUACGCCUUAGUGAAGCUCUUGCUCGGAUUCGUUUUUCAGAAAAGGUUGAGAAAAAAGAUGUAAUGGAGGCUUUUCGACUUCUAGAAGUUGCUCUGCAGCAGUCUGCAACUGACCAUGCUACAGGAACCAUUGACAUGGAUCUUAUCACAACUGGAGUAUCUGCAAGUGAAAGGAUGAGAAGGGAGAAUUUGGUGUCAACCACUCGCAACAUAAUUAUGGAGAAGCUGCAGCUUGGGGGACCAUCAACUCGUUUGCUAGAGUUAUUGGAAGACGCAAAGAAGCAAAGUUCUGGCGGUGAAGUUCACCUGGCAGACCUGCGGAAUGCACUUGCUACUCUCGCAACCGAAGGACUGGUUGUUGUUCAUGGUGACACUGUCAAGAGAAUAUGAUAGAAGGAAAUCAGGAGUGAAAAGGAAUUUUCAAAUUCACUGCUCAGGGAAACUUACAUAUGCACAUUGGCAUUAUUUGCUAGAGCAGACACUCGGCCAUAUCGGCGGUCUACUUCACUGUGCCCUUUGAAACAGUUGGCCACCUUUGUAUGAGCAAUGUGUAGAACUUUGCAAUGUAGUGUUUUGUCUUUUUAACUUUAUCUUAAUUAAAAACUUUGGUGAACUUAAGACCUGAAUCUGUAUAUUAGAAAAUGAGCGCGCCAUGGCUGGUUUUGACAAAA
This is a messenger RNA of Capsicum annuum, 2901 nucleotides long. RefSeq names its product DNA replication licensing factor MCM4. Gene Ontology annotation, cellular component: nucleus; MCM complex. Lineage: Eukaryota; Viridiplantae; Streptophyta; Magnoliopsida; Solanales; Solanaceae. Gene Ontology annotation, molecular function: ATP binding; single-stranded DNA binding; ATP hydrolysis activity. The record is from RefSeq and is a predicted model, not a curated record. Gene Ontology annotation, biological process: DNA replication; mitotic DNA replication initiation; DNA strand elongation involved in DNA replication. The transcript is spliced from 17 exons. The coding region runs from base 137 to 2620 and encodes 827 amino acids.